Cuscuta europaea is the source of this 2341-nucleotide messenger RNA. The record is from the annotation of a GenBank genome assembly. Lineage: Eukaryota; Viridiplantae; Streptophyta; Magnoliopsida; Solanales; Convolvulaceae.
GUAUGUUCUGGUUUGAUCAUGUUUAAGCUUGACUUGAUAUAGUUGUCGAAUUUAUGUUUAUGUGUAUUUUAUAGUAGCCGACUGCAGGUGCCGGAGCUCAGUAUACUGUUGUCGGUUGCAUUCUCCUUGGUAGAUCUGCAGACAGAAUUUAAAAGUCGUAGAGCGAUUAGUUUACUUCCUUUUCUGGUAAACAUCAUGGACAAAUAUGGAAAACUUCGAUGCGUCGGAGUGUGGAUCAUCGAUUAACUCUCUCUACAUCCAAUACUCUCCUGGCAACAUACGUCUCAUGAAAUGCAUUAUCUUGAUUGAUUUGAUUCUACAUAAAAGAAAAGCUUACAGGCACUUGUUCGACAAUAUGUUUACUCGAGAGAAACUUAAUUUUGAGGGAUUAUUAUGGAAAUCACUAUUGGUAUUCCUUCUCUUGGAUUCUUAAUGAUGAUCCUAUGCACUAGUCCUAAGGAGAGGAUCUGGCCUACAACCUUUGCUUCACUAGCCUCCAUCUAUGGAAAGGUUCUGUUUGGAGUCAUCUUUGGGAACCUGGUUUUUCUUGGAACAUUACUAUUUGGCGCAAUGAGGUUUCUGGAAUCAACUGUUAGAAAUUCUGGGUAUAGGUCUGUACUGCUUGCAAUCCUCGUCUCGAGUUACUUAAAGAUCUUCCUUGUGGCCAUGAUGGUAAGUGCAGACAACGUUGAUUUAUAUUCCAGCUUACCUUCAAAAGACACUUGUGUGAAAAGGUAAUUGUCACUCAUGGACCAGAAAAUAAUACACAUCAAGUGCAAAAGAUAGAUAACAGUGGAGAAUUUUGCUUUGAGGACCUACAUGGGAUUGUAUUUAAAAAGGUGCAAGAAAAUAUAGUUGUGUCUGUCAUAUGCACAUGGAGAUGUGGAGAGCUCAGAAUUACAGAUUCUAUCAUGGAGAAAGCAGUGGGAAAGGAUAUGAAACAAUACAUUGAAGCCAGGAAAAAAGGAAAUUUGAAGCAAGGCUUGAAAAUGGCCAUGUCUCUUUCUGGUGAGGGAAAGGCUUACCUGCAAGAAAACCAUUUUUGGAAAUUUUACAUGAUAGAUAGGAUUUCCUGUUCCAUAGUUAGGAGAACGGCUGCUGGUAUAGUGUAUCUCCUUGCUUGCUUGCUAAAGCCUUUUAUGCCUUCCUUCUCAUAUGAGAUAGGCAAAGAAUGGAAAGAGGAAGAAGUUGAAAGGUACAGAGAGAUGUUUGCAUCUAGUACAGAAACAUGUGUUGUUAUUGAGUUCUUGAAAGUUACUGAAGCGAAUGAAACUUCAUUAGAUUUCUCUUCUGCUGCUGAAAUGUCUGUGAUAUCAAAAGAUUUGGUACUGAAAUUCCUAGUUCAGCAAUCAGUCAAGUACUGGGAGGGGAGAGGCGCAAGGAUGAAGUGGAAGCGGGAGAUCAUGGCUGUUUCCUAUCAUCCACCUUGAGGGCAAGGUGGAUUUUCAGGGGGGGAGUAUUGAUAGGAACACGGACAAUAAUACUAAUAAGAAUAAUAGAAUAGUAGUAAAGAGUGUAAUAGUGUAUAAAUGAAGGUUCUGGGCCAUGUAGUAAAUCAGGAAUAAUGGACCAGCCCUUAAAGAAAUAGAAAUACUAUAAGAGUAGGGAAGGGGGGAAGAAGAGAAUAGGCUGUUAGUUGGUUGGACUGGAAAGAUUAGAGAUACUUUGUCUCUUCUCUUUGGGACUGAGAAUUCGUUGUACUGGCUUUUCACCAUUAAUGAAGCUUGAGAUUGUUUCUUGAAUCCUAUUUCAUCAUUUCUGUAAAUUUUACACACCUGUUAGAAUUCUAUCAAAAUCUCACCCGGAAGACCCUCAAAGAACAAGUUUGGACGAGGCUUGCCAUCAGAACUACCCGAGUUCUUACAGACAAAGACACGAUUCAUUGCUUAUGGAUCUGCUUGGCUGCACAAUUGUUGAAGUUAUUCAUGGAGCACAGCCUCAUAGGAUUUCCAACUCUCUCCCAGUUCUUUUAAUCUCCCAUGAAGUUAUUUUGGCUUGCGAACUUCAAUUCACGCCAAUACAUGGAAUCGGCUUUAGAGGCACUAUGUCAACUGGGGGGGGGGGGGGGGGGAGCUACCCCUUCCCUAGCUCUUUUGUGAAGGACGGGUAAUAUGCAUUUGUGGUUACAUAACUAUAUAGGGGUUGCAAAACUAGCCAUGUUAGAUUUGUUUUGGCACUUUAGAGCCGUUUAUUUCAAAACUAUCAAGAAUAAUACUCCGUAUAAUAUAGUCCCAAAGUCAUUAAAAAUUGCCCAGUUUACCAAUGAAGUAUUGUUCAAGUUUUGCAUCCAAAUGAAUGCGGUGAAGUAGCAAUUUUAUAAAAUUUAAAAUGCAAAUUACAU